Talaromyces stipitatus ATCC 10500 is the source of this 1371-nucleotide messenger RNA. RefSeq lists its product as uncharacterized. The record is from RefSeq and is a predicted model, not a curated record. Bases 216 to 1271 code for a protein of 351 amino acids. The transcript has 2 exons. NCBI's taxonomy places the organism in Eukaryota, Fungi, Ascomycota, Eurotiomycetes, Eurotiales, Trichocomaceae. Gene Ontology annotation, molecular function: methyltransferase activity.
GAACCCGAACGUGAUUCUUUGUCCGGUAGUUCACUAGGUGGAUAUUUGUCUUCUUGUCUUUCUUUGCCAAGUCUUUAGUCACUUCUUGACAAUGUCCAAUAUUUUGUGAGGCUUCUAUCUAGGCUCUUGUCAUAUACUACUCCGUACCCGCUGUGGAAUUCGUCUCCAUAGAUCACCGGAAGCCGUGAGAUCUAUAUAUUAUAUAACGAUGCAAAAUGCCUGAAAACGCUGUUGACGAAGAUCAAGCUCCUACAGCUAGUGAUAACGAAGGCGUUUAUGCCGGCCCACCUCCAUCGCAUCUACAGGCAAUCGAAGUCGAUUCCAACACUCAUAGCGAUGAUAAUGACUCUGCCCUCGAUUCUGAGUUGGGUUCAACCACCAGCACCUCGAUCGUAUCAUCGAUUCAAGACUAUGAAUACGCCAACGGACGACGAUAUCACGCCUAUAAAAGAGGCGCAUAUCUACUCCCCAAUGAUGAAGCGGAGCAGGAUCGCCUUGAUUUGCUACAUCACGUCUUUUUACUUGCCCUUAAUGGUCAUUUGUUCAUAUCCCCUCUUUCUACUCCGCAACGGAUUCUCGAUAUUGGCACCGGAACGGGUAUCUGGGCUAUUGACAUUGCCGAUGAAUACCCUUCUGCGCAGGUGAUCGGUAUCGAUCUAAGUCCAAUACAACCGGGAUGGGUACCACCCAAUGUGCAGUUCUAUGUUGAAGAUGCAGAAACCGAGUGGAUGUAUGCUGAUGAUGAUUCUUUUGACCUUAUUCAUACUCGAGUAAUGGGUGGAAGCAUCGGUGAUUGGGACAAGUUUGCCAGCCAGUCUUACACCCAUUUGAAGAGUGACGGUUGGCUUGAACUCCAUGAACCACAAUCCUGGGUAGUUUCAGAUGAUGAUAGCAUGACACGCUGUGAAUACACCACUCAGUUUCAGACCAAAUGCGUGGAAGCUGCGAAAAAGUUCUGCAAGGAUAUCAAUCUAGCCCACUCACAUAAACAGAGACUGCUUGACACGGGCUUUGUUGAUGUACAAGAAGAUAUAAUCAGGUUACCUCUCGGAUCUUGGCCUAGAGAUCGUCGACUCAAAGAAAUCGGCCGCUUCUGGCUUGAGCACAUGGUUGCCGGAGUUGAAGUUUAUACCCUCGGCUUCAUUGGCAAAGUCCUAGGAUGGAGUGAAAUUGAGUGUCGUAUGCUUAUUGCCAAGUGUACAGAGGAGUUGAGGGACCGCAAAAAUCAUUUAUAUGUAAACUUAUAUGUUGUUCGUGGACGUAAGCCUUAAUGGCUCUGCUUCUACAAGGUAAUACCAGUGAGUGGAGUUAAUUUAUUGAUUUAUAGCGUAGCUAAUGUGGUUACAAUAUACUAAUUAUAUGUCCUGGGAG